CUCUGUUUCGAUCAUUUUCUCACUACCAUCUGUUGCAGAUAUUAUUUCUCUCUCUAAAAACCGUUUUGUUGCAAUCUCUUUCUCUCUCUAAAACCCUUUACAACGCAAUCUUCAUUGUACUGUGCGUGUGUGAUUUCUCGAUAACGAUUUCUAAGCAUUUGAGUCUGAUUUUGUAUCCAAAGCUUGGGUUUGGUUACGGAUUUUGUUUUGAUUUGAUUUUUGGAUAAUUUUCUUGAAAUUUGAUAUGGCCAAUCGUAGAGAACGAGAUUUGGAAUCAUCCAACGGUGAGGAUUUUGAUUUCAACGAUUUGAACGAUUCUUCGUCUGUUGAAUCGUACGGAGGAGGCGGUUCCGGUGUGAGUAGUUCAUCACCGGGAAAUGACGGCGACGGCGGCGGUGGUGGUUCGAGGAGUGAGAUUGGAUUGACGGAGCGGUUGACGGAUAUUAUUGUUGAUGAAAGCGACGGCGAUCUGUUAAUUCAGACGACGAAUUGUGAAGAUCGGUUGAUGCAGUGGUUGCAAGCGCUUGAUAUGCAAGUUAUGGGAGCGUGUCGAGCUGAUGAACGGUUGAAACCGUUGUUGAAGAUGAAUAGUGUUUCUGGCGUUUCUGAAGAUCCGUUGUUGACUCAAUUGAUUCAGCAUUUUGAGCCAUCGGAGGUUGGGAUGUUAGCAAGAUGCUUCUGUUUGCCGCUUGUUUCGAUUCGAGUUGGGAAGAUCAGCAAGGAAGGGACUCGCUUGUGUCCAACUGCUAAUAGGGGUAACUUGACACUUGUUCUACUUCCAAGUUCUGAUCUUCGUCUCUCAUUCAUUGGGGAUGAUGGUAAAACAGAGAGAUUAUUUACUCUUUCUAGCACAUCCCAAUGCUCUGCUGUCGUGGUUGAGGGAAUCCCAACUGACGGCUCUGGCCGUUCCUUCCAUGUUACCACUCCUGAUGACAGAACUUUUUUCUUCUGGUGCUCUGAAAAGUCUAAGCUGCUAGGAGUUGAAUUACUCGUGAAGAUGAAGGAUUUACUCAAGAGGAAACCAUCAAUUGCUGAAUUGAGUGGCAUUAGCAAGUCGCGGAUUGAUUGUUUUGCAACUCAGCUUCGUGCUUUUCUUGUGGGGUCAACAGCGGGGAGUAGUCAUGAUAGUUCAGCUCAUGCUUCAACAUCUGUAAAUUCCUCGACAUACUGUGAUGUUGCAUUUGAAAAUUCACACGCUUCAUCAGCAUCAUCAAAAUUUCCUCGAUCUCGACAUAUUGUACAGACGACAAAGGGAGAUUCAAUGCUUUGCCAGAGUAUUCUUAGUCCGAGGUCAAGUUCAUUUAAAGAGGUUCCCCCAAGAAACAUGUCUUCCCAUAGAGUUGCUGCUAGGGAGAAGAUUAAGCGCCGUGGUGACACCCAGCCGCUAGCAGCUGACAACUUGGAUUUAUCAUCAACUUCUGAUCAUGACAAAGCUUCAGAAGUUACAAAAACUCUUGCCUUUUCUCCUAGUUUCAUGGGAUCAGCAGGAAUGUAUAGUGUUCCAUCAAGCCUUGGACCAGGUGGGGAAGUCCCCCCUGUAGUGUCCCCUCUUUUUUCCCCCUACUAUUGUUGGUGUCCACCUGGGAUUUCUUCUACCUUUCCAUCCAUUGCAGCAGCACUUCCACAAUCUCCUGUGUCAUUUGCUGGAUCACAGCCUCUUGCCUCAGGUGCCUCUUUUAUACCCAACACUCUUGCUGCUAGCCUGUUUCAACCAAUACAGCCUCUCAAUCUUGGUUCCUCAAUGGACUUUCCUCCUUUUUUUCCUGAACCAUUAGUAAGGAUGUCGUUACCAACUUCUCAACAGAUUCCCACUUUCACACCACUAAUGUGUGAUCCAAUUGUUCAUGUCCCAAUAAUUGAUGUCUGUUCUUCGGGGCAGGGCUAUCUUGUGAGUGCUGGUCCUGCAAUGUCAACUAGUAUUCCACCACUGCAUCCAAAUCUUGUGAACCCACUGAUUUCUGAAUCUGAUGCUGUGGUGAAAGGUGCAAGAGAGACUCUAAGGUUGCUGAUUAGUGGUUCGAGCCAGGGUAACCAACAGGUUAUGAUGAACCCUUUGCCUGCAAUUUUAACCAAUCUGGAUGAAAACCAAAACAAUGUACUUGUUGCUGGCAGUCGUGGUCUUUACACAGGAACCAGAGAUAUAAAUGUAAUCGCAAACAGCAUUGCUGCGAUGGGAUUAGUAUCAUUAUCUGGGGUAUCCAAUGGAGAAAAUGAAAGUGAUUCGGAGGUAUGUGGCAAUUACGGGAUUUUGGAAGCAAUGAAGAAAUCCAAUGAUGCAGGUGGUGCCUUUUCGGAUGAGGGUGGACCCUCCUUGGAUUCCAAGUAGUUACAGUCUAGAAUGCAAUUGUGUUUUUUCAUUUGUUAAUCUCGUUCGUGUCCAGAAAAUGUAGAUAUGCGUUGUAGCCCGUUUAAAUGGAAUUAGUGCAAGGUUCACGAUUCUUGAACCGUGAUCCCAUGCAGUAUGCCUUCAUUGAUCUUAAAUUGAUCAGAAAUCCUUUAUGGUUACUCUCCAAAUUGCAGAGUAACCAUGUAGUAUGCAAAGAGUAACCAUAUGUAGUGUGCAAAGAGUAGCCAUUGAUGAUUCACUUAAAACCGGAAAGUGCAGUUGCUUCGAUCACCUAAUGGAAUUAGUGCGUUUUUCAUGGCUCUUGAGCCGUGUUCCCAUGUAGUAUUUCUUUAUUGAUAUUUAAUAAAUUAGAAAUCCUUUAUGGUUA
This is a messenger RNA of Medicago truncatula (barrel medic), 2714 nucleotides long. RefSeq lists its product as uncharacterized. The record is from RefSeq and is a predicted model, not a curated record. The coding region runs from base 245 to 2326 and encodes 693 amino acids. The transcript is spliced from 4 exons. NCBI's taxonomy places the organism in Eukaryota, Viridiplantae, Streptophyta, Magnoliopsida, Fabales, Fabaceae.